CAAUCAAAGUUCAUCAGCACAAGACAUGUGUCCCUUUGGGCGUGGUACAUGGCUCUGCCCACCCCUAUCACACAGAAGUUGCACAGUAAGGCGUGUUCAAUGAAUAUUUUACCCAGGAGCCUACUGACAGAGUGACAAUUGGCUCCAAAGUACAAGGGCAAAACUUUCCAAGAGCACAGACAGCUCAGAGGAGCGGCACAAUAAUUUUGUCAAGGAAUGCCCAUUCAUCAGGGUCUACAGCAUAAAAACAAACUCAACAGGGAAAAGCAAGAAAAGAAAAGGGGAAAGUAUGUCAGACGGCCACAGUCCAAAAGGAGGUUCUGGGGUCUUUGCCAAAAGAGUCCAAAGGCAACUGAGCAGGGGCAAGGAGAAGGUCUUGCAGAAGUUUGGAAAGACGGUGGAGACCAAAGAUGAAAGAUUUGAGCAUUGCCUCUUAAAUCUCACUGACCAACAGAUUGAUGGGAACCGGUUAUACAAAGACCUAAAGCAUUACCUUAGUUCUGUCAAAGAAAUGCGGGAAGCUUCAAAACGGCUUUCCCAGUCUCUGUAUGAUAUCUAUGAGCCGGACUGGGAUGGAGAAGAGGACCUGGGGGCCAUUGUAGAGGGUGAAGACCUCCUGUGGAAUGAUUAUGAGGCGAAGCUGUUAGACCAGGCGCUUCGUACCAUGGAGUCUUAUAUGAGCCAGUUCCCAGAUGUCAGGGAGAAGGUGGCCAAACGAGGCAGGAAGCUGGUUGACUACGAUUCCUGCCGUCACCACUUGGAGGCGAUGCAGAAUGCUAAAAAGAAAGAUGAUGUCAAAAUAGCCAAGGCAGCUGAUGAGGUAAACAUAGCCCAGAGUGUCUUUGAGGGCAUCAACAGAGAGCUGAGGGAUGAGCUCCCUGCUCUCUAUGACAGCCGAAUUGGAUGCUAUGUGUCAGUCUUCACAGCCAUCUCAAAUUUGCGGGACACCUUCUUCAAGGAAAUGACUACUUUCAACAGUGAUUUGCAGAAUGUGAUGAAGGAUCUGAAGGAUCAGCAUCCAGACAAGGUAUUUGUCAUCAAGGGGUUUAAUCGGACUGGCUCUCUGAUGAGGCGAUCUCUCAUGUCCCCCAAGUCAUGGAAGGCCAGCUUCUCUGACUUCCAUCAGAGUUCUAGUUCAGGCAAGUCAGGCACCCUCACUAGAGACAGGUCCAGCCUCAGAUCCCCUAGUAGUCCUCGCUACGAUGAGUCACUCACCAGCACACCUGCAGUCUCCUCACGGCCCCUGCCUAUUGAAGAGCCCGCCUCAGUGGCCAGAGACCUGGAUGCAGACUCCACCCGUAGUGAGGAUCCUACUGCAGAGAAGAAACCUGGGUCUGAAAGCAGGGAUGACACCACCACCACCACAGAAGGGGCCUCCGGCAGUGGUCAAAAGUCAGGGGAAGAGAAACUGGCGGAGGAAGAAAAGGGUGUUAAAAGGGGAAAGUCUGAGCCUUCUUCAAAACAGCACCCUGUUGCAUUAACUGAGAGUACCUCCGAAGUGACAAACUCCCAUGACUUGGAGAGUGUUGAGCUCCAGCUCUCGGCCAUAGACAUCCCCCAGCUGACCAUAGAGAGCUCCGUGGCCCCUGAGGACGCUGGGGUCCAUGGUGUGCAGAACGGAGCGGCUACUGAUGGCUCUGAUUCUGACAUAGAGGCCACUGGGCUUGUCCAAAAGGCAGAACAAUUGCAUAUCCAGGAGCCAGAGGAUGUGAAAAACACUGUGGUUUAAUGAAGGAUCUCUGAGGAAAAUGUUGGUUCCUGUCUGAAGUAACUAUAAUUAUGGAUAAGGCUGCUUUUCUUUGUUAACUGUCAAAGUGUUUUGCAUUUGUUCACAGAACUAGUUAUAGUAAUAAGGGAGAGGGGCUGAAUACUGAACAAGGGAAAUAGGAUAAAAAUGAAGAGCCUUCUCAAUAUUACAGGCGGGAUAUAAGAAUAUCUGCUGUUUCCACCAGCUGCCUAAGAUCUGAAAGCUCUUGCUUGUGGACAAUAUAUUUUCAAUAGAGCUGUUUUGUUUUUAUUAAUAAAAUGAGUGGUAUGCCUGUUUGUGCUUUGCAUAGGUUUCUGCCAAUAAUCCAAUACUGCGUCACCCAAUUGUCUUUUAAUUUAAUUGUAGAGAAACAGCAAGUUCACUAAACUGUAAUUGACUUUCAUUGAUAUUCAGCUUUGCAAAAUUGAAUAGAAAAUUAAAUAGAAAUCCAUAGAAAACAAUGAUUUAUUCUCUGUGUGUGAUAAAUUGUACAUGAAGAACUUGAUUAUUGAUUAACAAAUGUAUUUUUAUAAUGGCUUGUUGAGUGAUACUCCUGGGAUUGAAAAACUCAAAUGACUGAAUGUAAAAUCAAAGGAAACCUAGAGGUAUCUUUUGAUUAAUUAUGUAUUUAUAAACAAUUUAUCAUUAAAGUGAUAACAUCUCUG
Salmo salar (Atlantic salmon) is the source of this 2412-nucleotide messenger RNA. RefSeq names its product bridging integrator 2. Gene Ontology annotation, biological process: phagocytosis, engulfment; plasma membrane tubulation; podosome assembly. Gene Ontology annotation, cellular component: cytoplasm; phagocytic cup; podosome. The record is from RefSeq and is a predicted model, not a curated record. NCBI's taxonomy places the organism in Eukaryota, Metazoa, Chordata, Actinopteri, Salmoniformes, Salmonidae. Gene Ontology annotation, molecular function: phospholipid binding; protein binding.